CUAUUCUUGUAAUAUUAUGACUUUAUUCUUGAAAUCUCAGAUUUAUUUAUUUUCCUCAAUGUGGCCCUAAUACUCCGUCGUACCACAGACCUACAUCAAUGAUAGAUACAAAUAAAAACACAAACAAAAAACAGUUAUUCAUUUCCAUGUUUACAGAUCCACAGAGAGCCACUGGAGAGGAGCUACAGAGCCUCGUGAGGCUCCGGAGCAGCAGGUUGCUAAGAGACCCCUGACCUAGACCACUACCGAAACCACGGUGCUUUCCGCCUGAGUAGCAAUUCUCGCGAGAUUUCGAAACAGCAAGGCAAGGCAGAGAGAAAAUGGAAGGCUGUGCUAGCUAGCUAGCCGAGCGAAAUCCAUUAAAACACUGGAAACUAAUCAUUUAUAUCCAAGGUGCAAAGAGAGACAAGUGGAAUGACACUUUGCACGUCCUGAAAAUUAGGUUUUGGCAGCCAUCUGCUUAUUGUUUGCAGAGACCUGUUACCUGUGGGUGUCAGUAUGGACCCACUUGAAGAUAACAGCGUCACUGAUGGUAAUAAUUCAGAGGACCAGCAGAGCCAGUCAGAAGGGGAGUCGAGUGUUAGGCCAACCAUGUCUCAGGUUAAAAAGUCCUGGGGCUUCAGGCGGACAACCAUCGCUAAAAGGGAGUUCUUGGAUGAAAUCGGAGAACUAACCCACAGUCCUCCACUUGUACGCAGAGGCAGAGGUCGUCGAGCCAACCAGACCCCCCAGCCUGCUCCAGAAAGCCCCCAGAGAGCUCCUCGUGCAACUAGGAGUGUCCUAGAAGAGCUCGAGUGGUCUGCCCCAUCAUCACCUGUGUCAGAGGAGGGCCAGCCGGCCUCAGAGGCUUCUGCAGGAGGAAGCCUCGACCCCAGCUUAUGGCAAGAUUUUGGGUCUGCCUUCCACACUGCUUUCUCACUGCUCGGUGGGAAUGAAGGCUUGUCACUGGAUAUGUCAGAUGUACUGGCAGUCCCUGACAUUUUGGAAGCCACUGAUGCCAUCGAGGCCCCUCCUACAGACGUUAUAGAAGAUACUGAGGUGUCUGAUAAUAUUCAAUCUGCUGAUGACAUGGAGAUCUCGCAGCAUGUUGCUCCUGACAAUGUGGCAGGAGGGGAAAUCGAUGAUGUGGUGUUGAUUUCUAGUCAAGAAGAGGACAGUGAUGAAAUGACUCUGAUACAGAUUAAGGAGCAGCUGGCGUCUAAAGGCAUGCAGGGAGACACAAGAGGUAGAGGGGGGAGAGGUGGAAGAGGAAAGGCCAGAGGAAGGGGGAGAGGCAGAGGAAGAGGCAGGGGAAGAGGUAGAGGAAGGGGCAGAGGGAGGGGCAGGGCAGCUGCGCUUCAAUCAAGCAUUGUAGAUGAUGAAGACAGCGCUGAUGAGGUGGUGUUUGUUAAUCCAGCUGAACAGCAGCAGCUGCAAGAGGAGGAAAAAGAUCCACACGGCCCUGCUCAAAUAGAGAUAUCAUCUACUAACUCUGACAUCAGUCUGAGUCCUGCUCAGCAAUCAAGCUCAGACUGCAUAGUCAUAGACACUGAUUUAGACCAGAUUACUGAUGUGACUCCUGGCCAGUAUGAUGAUGCACCAGAGGAGGUGGAGGUGGAGGAGGAGAGGAAGAAAGACGAAAAUGUAGGAGUGUGUUCAGGCACAUCAGACACAGAUGGCUCUGACAACAAUGCUCUGUACUGCAUCUGUCGACAAAAACAAGGUAAAAGGUUCAUGAUCUGCUGUGACAGUUGCCAGGACUGGUUCCAUGGCGACUGUGUUGGUAUCAGUGAGAUACAGGGCCGUAAAAUGGAGAAACAAGGGCAAGACUACAUCUGCCCCCCUUGCAUUACAAAGAAGCAGAUCCAACUACAACCGGAGCCUCAGCCAGAGAGUGAGUUGAGCUUUCCUGGAUGCUUGACGCUAAGUCCACCUGGUGAAGAACAAGAGGGGCAUGAGGAGCAGCAACAUCUCAAGGAGACUGUAUUGGUGGUGGAGGAGGAGGAGGCUCCUGUGAUGAAGCCAGAGCCUGAGCCUGAAGUUGAGAUGGAGACAGACAGCUCUUUUCCUCAGUGCAUUGGACCCGAGUGCUUCAAACAAGCCCUAACAGACUCUGUUUACUGUGGCACUGACUGCAUCCUGCAGCACGCUGCCUUCACUAUGAAGACUCUCUCUGGUCCUAAGGUGCCCAAGCCCAGAGGACGGCCACCGAAAAAAGCCAGACCCAAUGCAAAGGGUCAGAGGUUGGGUAGGAUGUCUAAGAGAUUAGCAGGAAAAGCUGAGGAGGAGGUGAAGGAAGAUGACGGAGGGCAAGAGGAGGCUGCAUCUCCCUUAGCCUGCGACCCCAGUCUCACAGAAGUUCAAGCCCCUUCCAUGCCAUCACCUCAGGUUUACACAGCGUCUAUAACGGACACUAAACAGGAAGAAGCCGACAGUGAGGCUGUUACUCCUUCAGAACAACCUCCAGAGAACACCUCAGCAGAUGCUGCUCCCUCUUCUCAGCCAGCCACUGAGCCAGAACCACCACAGAGCCAUUCUCAAGAAAAGGCAAAGGAGCCGAUCAACAGUGGUGUGAAUAAGCAGCAACCUUCAGAAUCACCACCCAACCCGGCAAAAACUGGUCCGUCUCCAGCAGCACCAUCCCCAUCCACCUCAGCUCCCAGACAUCAUGAAACGGGGGCCCUCAUGGUCACUAAGACCACAUACGUUAUACCAAAGAAGCCGUCUGCAUCCCAACAUUCGUCCAGCCACGUGUCGGCCUCAGCAUCAGGCCAAAAGCCUUCCUCAGCCCCCACGCUGCUGAACGAAACCAGAAAUCUGCUGGUGCCCCCUGCACCCAGCGCUCCCUCUUCCAGACCCUCUCAGCCCAAUACCCAGGUCAGACAGAGCAUCCAGCGCUCCCUCACCAGCAUCCUGUUUAAAAGGGUGUGUGAUUGUGAGGAUUUGGAGAUGUCUGAGAAUGAAGUUGCAAAGCUUGUCGCGAGCAUCGAGAUGGAGAUGUUCGACAUAUUUCGCAACACGGACAGCAAAUACAUGAACAAGUACAGAACUAUAAUGUUCAACCUGAAAGACCCCAAAAACAAGGGCUUGUUGUAUCGGGUUGUACGUGGGGAGAUCAGUCCCUUCAGACUGGCCAGGAUGAGCCAGAAGGAUAUGCAGGCUAUCAAAGCAUCGGAGCCAAGUUCAAAAGAAACAACAGAGGUUAAGGAUGCAGCUGCUAAAGCGACAAGUUCGCUACAGAAGCCUGAAGCAGUGAAGGUGGAUUUGCCCAGUUUGAAUCCCCCUAGACCCAAUAGAAGCACGGUUGCUUCCCAGGAACAGAAGAAAAGUCUUCCUGCUCCUGCUCUCAAGACCAGAAUAAACCAGCCAAGCCAGGUCACCGCUAUACCAGAUAUUCUCGCCUGUAUGCUGAAGGACACAACAUCGGAGCACAAAGCUCACCUCUUUGACCUCAAAUGCAAGAUAUGCACAGGCCAAAUGCAAGCUGGGGAAGAGGAGGAACCUGCAAAGAAAAAGCCCAAGGUUUCUGAAACGAGAGAUAAAUAUGAACCCUUUUGGAGAAAAUCUGCAGGAGAUGACUCCCCUCUGCUGGCGCCACCAGACUCACCUGACAUGGAUUCUCCAACAUCAUCCUUAAUAGAUCCUUCAUCCCGCCUUAUCAUUGAUGCUCCAGCAUUGACUAUAGUAGAAUCCCCUGCUUCCCCCAUAAUGGACUCUCCAGCCUCUCCCAUUUUAGAGUCUCCAGCUUCCCCUGUCAUGGAGUCCCCCGCAUCCCCAACUCCAGACACUCCUAAAUCCAUUAUACGAAAGAGAGCAUACACACCAGUUAUGAUCCCUGCUGUUUCCACAGUAACCAUCACAAGGCGUGACCCCCGCACUGCAGCAAGCAGGUUCUCUGCUUUGUCUAGUAGCACCUCUGGUUCCAGUAACGCAACCCAUCACCAAUCAGUCUCUUAUGCUCCUCUCAAAGAGACUGUCUCUGCAUUGCCCUCAGCACCAGCCUCCUCACGACCACCAGCGAAACCAUUACCUAAAUCUAUCUUAAUGAAACCAUCUUCCUCUGUGGAUCCCAGACUUUAUGGCCCAAGGACCGUGAUCUCUGAAUCUCCAGCUGAUGGUGGGACUUCUCAGUUCUUGGCUAAGCAAGACAUAGUGUGGAAAGGCUUCCUAAACAUGCUCACUGUGGCCAAGUUUGUCACCAAGGGAUAUCUGGUUUCAGGAUCUGUUGAAAAUCUCAAAGCGGAUCUACCUGAUACCAUACAAAUCGGAGGACGAAUCCUGCCUCAAACAGUGUGGGACUAUGUUGCAAAACUAAAGAGCUCUGUUACAAAGGAGUUAUGUGUGAUCCGGUUUCACCCUGCAACAGAGGAGGAAGAGGUGGCCUAUGUCUCCCUGUUUUCCUAUUUCAGCAGCAGAGGUCGUUUUGGUGUGGUCGCCAAUGGCAGCCGUUCCAUCAAGGAUGUAUACCUUGUCCCACUCAGUGCAAAGGAAUCAAUCCCAUCCAUACUACAACCUCUUGACGGACCAGGACUUGAGAAAAACAGGCCCAAUCUUCUUCUGGGUCUGGCAGUCAUCCAGAAGGCAAAACGUCCAGGAGGCUUGCCUCAGGAUAUUGAAGAGAAGAGACCCAAAGUUCAUAUGUCCAAAGACCCUAUGUGGAUCCCAAAACCCCCAGUCCUCUAUGGUUCUGACAAAUUGGAGAUGUUCAAACCCUACGAUCCAGAGACUCCUACAAGCACCACCCCUCCUGGCUCACCACCUUGCCCUGGGUCACCAUCAGACUCAGGGCAAGAUCAUUCCUCCUCUGGCUCAGUUACCAUACCAUCUUAUGUGACUUCCAUUAGAACAAACCCUCCUGUUUCUACCUCAGCUGCUGUUGCUGCCACUCAGUCCACCUCUAAUAGCAUCUCUGACAAGAAUCCCACAACAGCAUCCAGUAAUAAGACGCCACUGCAAACUAUCUUGAAGAGUUUGUUCGGCAAUAAGCAAACUGACUCUGUGGUCUCUUCUGACAGAAGUUCUACAACAACAACAGUUAGUGUUAAGAAGGUCGCAGUGUUUUCUCGGGCAUCCGGAUCAAUGGUGGAUCCAAUUGUCCAACAGUAUGGACAGAAAUCCAAAGUCAAAAAAAUAAAAGAAGAAGAAGAAGAAAAUGACUUUGAUCGACCAUAUGACCCAGAAGAGGAGUAUGAUCCAGCAAUGGGAUAUGGCAUGGUUGCUCCUCAGAGCAUAAAAACAAUUACGGCAGAUGACCCUUCAAUGUCCGGCUUUGUAGACGAUGAUGUGGCCUAUGAUCCAGAGGAUGAGACCAUCUUUGCAGAUAUUCAAAGUGAUGCUGUAACAAAGCCCCCUGUUCCAACUCAAACGUCAGAUUCUCCAUCAUGCCCAACAGCAAUUUCCACCCAGAUUGUAACGCCAGUUCCAACCUCCACUCCAGCGCAAACCUCCACCCCAGUUGCAGUAAUGCAGAACAUUCCUACAGGCACUGUGGUUGUCUCAGCUGCAACACUAACUGAACAACAGCGGAUGCUUGAGGAGCUCAAUAAGCAGAUUGAAGAGCAAAAACGGCAGUUGAAGGAGCAGGAAGAGGCACUGCGUCAACAGAGAGAGGCUGUGGGUAUGUUCAUGGCUCGCUUUUCUGUUUCUGAUUCCUUGAUGUCUCCCCCACAAAAAUCUUUGCCUCUCAGUCAACUGUCAGAAUCAACAGACAAGAUCAGCAACCCUACAGAGACUGUGAACAGUUCAAAUGUGGAAUCACAAACUGUUAAGCUAGAAGACACAACUGCCAUCCCUAAUUUAGAAAAUGAUACAGAUACUGUUACAGAGCAAGAUGAAACACAGGACAAUGUUAAGGAAACUGACAAGUAUUCCUCUGCUGGAGAGAUUGAAGAUUCAGAUGUAGCUUAUGAUCCUGAGGACGAAUCGCUUUUUAAUGACAUUCAAGAUGAUGUAUUUCAAGUAGGCAGUAUAAAGGCUUGUGAUUCAUCUUCGUCUAGAACAGGACAUAGUGCGGGCCGCAAGGGCACUCCUCUGAAUUCACACCACAGUCGAAAGCGAAGGCUAUCACCAAAGAAGCGGAGUCAUCAUGAAAGAGGCCGCCAUAGAAGUCCUUCAAGAAAAUCACAGCAGCGUUCUCCUUCACAUUCCCAGAGACGCAGAGAAAGGGAUAGACACAGGUCAAGGCAUAGAACUAGAGAGCAGUCUGAACGUCAAGGUCGCCACCGUAAAGAGCAUACAACACGCCGACAUUCUCAUGGGCGUAGAAGAUCCCCAUUAUCUCCUAGAAAAAAAGAUUCUAGGUCCCUUUCACCAAAUCAGCAGAGAGGACUUUCCCCACAAGUUCUUGAGAAAUCAAAGCCUUUAAGUGUUCUGUGUAAUGCUCCAGACUCUUCAGACUCUGUUCUUGGACAGUUUGUAGAGAGUAACACAUCAUCAUUUACCUCGGUGAACAUUAAAAAUGACCCUGAUGGACAUCAGCUAAAAAGUAAUCUUGUUGAGAGAGUUGAUAAAGACUUUUCUCCCUGUUCACCUGAACUUCUUAAGCUUGAGACUUCAGGACCACCAAAAUCCCAGGAGCUUCAAAAAACUUCAGUCAGUGGCCAUGACGACACAGGUAGUGGUUCUUGUACACAGGUGGAUAAACCCUCUCAACAGGAAACUCUGUUUACAAACAAAUUUGAAAGUACAGUUCCUCUAAGAGAAAGUGAUCCGCCCAUUCGAGAUUCCCCUCAGAGCCCUGAUCCAGAGCCACAGUUUGUGAAACCUAGCAGCAUAGAAAAGAGUGACUGUGUUAAGAUUGAGGAAAUCACAGAUCCUGAGAUGCAUACCAGUGACUCAACACCACAUGAUAAAGUUGAAAACAAUUGUCUGCCUAUUGGUGGUCAAGCAACAAUGUCCAAUAUACUGUGGCCUGCUGUUGGAGGUCCCGUAUCAAAUGUUAGAAAUAUGGAUUUUAUAGCCUUAAAUCUAAAGGGCCAAUGGGACAUAGAUAAGGGUAUGAUGGAGGAAGACAAACAGAUAGAUGGGGGAAUUCCAGGCUUAAAGCAUCCAGACAUACUGGGUCAAGGGGGAGGACAUUCAAAUCGAGCUACAGGCUCAGAUAUUAAGAGAUCAGGACCUGAAAUAGACCCUGUGCCAAAGCAUCCAGGACCUGGUAUGAGUGGUCCUGGUAUUAGGGAUAAAGGAUCAAAUAUGAAAGAACUUGGACAUAGGGGGCCACAGAUAGGUCUUGGAGAAACAGGAAUUGUAUUCCCAGGGCCUGAUAUGAGCAGUCCAGUCAUGCAAGGCAUGAGUCCCAACAUUUGGGGUCCUGGAUCACACACACAAAACCUAUCUAGUUUGCAAGGUGUAAACCCAGAAGGGUUUAAAAAGGGCCCUUCGGCAUAUAGACCUGGGCUUGACACAAGGGGCACAAGGGAGCCUUUAUCAGCUAUGUAUCAUCCAAGUCCAGAAAACCCAGAUGGCAGGCCAGGUGUGAUGGAAAUAGGGAGAGAUCAAUCUCUCAGGGGUCCACAGAUAGAAGGUAGGGCUCCAGAUCUUAUAGGAAGAGGUAGAGGCCAAAAAGAUAGAGGUGAAAGUCCACAUAGUCCACGUAUGAGAUCUGCUAUGAGGGGUGGAGAUGUAAGAGAUUCAAGUCCAGAUAUAAGGAGACCAGGUCCAUCUUUUAGGGGCUCAGAAAGAGUUCAAAGGCAAUCAAGGCAUGACGGCAGUCCAGUUUUAGACGAAAGGGGCCCUCCUAAAAGGGUUUUUCAGGCUCAUGGAAGAGAUGCAGACUUGAACUGGGUGGGUGGUAGUCGAGAAAGGAGUUUAGAUUUGAAUGCAACUACAGAUUCAGCAGAUAGGCUAUCCCCAGCAAUGACAGAUGAAAGGUGGGGCCUACAAAGAGGUCAAGGUGUACCCAUGAGAGGACCAGGGCUAAGCAUAAAUUAUGAAAGUGGUGGGUCUAACAUGUCCUGCAUUAGACAAGACAGUAAUGGGCCUAGAGGACAUUUCAAGGAGCCACAGCCCGAUAUUAGGGCUGAAAGGAGUGUGCUUGGCCCUGACCAGAGAGAAUCAGAAAUUUAUAUGGGGCCUGGUCAAGAUAUGGGUAGUAUGGGUGGCUCAGAUACAAGGGGUGAUGGCAUGCCAGACAUUACUAAUUCAGAUUGGAGAGGUCCAAGACCGGGUGUUGUCUGUCCUGAUAUGAGGGGUCAGAGGAGUCAAAGUAAAGGCCUGGGUCCACAUAUGAGGGGCCCAGAUAGUGGCCCAGGAUCAAACAUAAGAGAUGAUUGGAGAGGGCCAGGUAGGAGAGGAUCAGGUCCAGUCAGAGGAGGGUCAUUUAUACAAGAUGAAUGGAGAGUCAAUCAGCCUGAUAGGAGAAGUCCAAACAUGGAGAGCCAGGGGCCUGACAGAAGAGGUGCUGGAGACCUAGACUUUAGAGAACCAGGGUCUGAAAUCAGCGGUCCAAACAUUGAGGACCUUAGGCAUGACAGGAGAGGAUCAGGAGGUCCAGAGUUCAUGGGACCAGAGCCGAAAAGUAGAGGUCCAACUAUAGGCAAUCUACGACCUGGCAUGCAAGAACCAGGGGGUCCAGACUUUGUGAGACCAGGACUUGAAAGGAGAGGUCUAGCCAUGGAGAGUCUGGAACCUAACAGUAGAAGACCAGGGGGUCCACAUUUCAGAGGACCAGCUAUUGAAGGUCCUGGGCAUGACAGGGGAAGACCUGGAGGUCAAGACUUCAGAAGACCAGGGCUUGAAAGGAGAGGUCCAGCUAUGGAGGGUCCUGGGCCUGACAGGAGAGUACAUGGAGGUCCAGAUCUCAGGGGACCAGGGCCUGAUAGCAGAGGCCUAUCAAUGGAGGGUUCUGGGCCUGACAGGAGAGGACCUGAAGGUCCAGAUGUCAGGGGACCAGGGCCCGAAAUCAGAGGCUUAUACAUGGAGGGUCCUGGGCCUGACAAGAGAGGACCUAGAGGUCCACAUUUCAGGGAACCAGGGCCUGAGAGGAGAGGUCCAGCUAUGGAGGGUCCUGGGCCUUCCAGGAGAGGACCUGGAGGUCCAGAUUUCAGGGGACCAGGACUUGAAAGGAGAAGUCCAGUUAUGGAGGGUCCUGGGCCUGACAGGAGAGGACCUGGAGGUCCAGAUUUCAGGGGACCAGGACUUGAAAGGAGAAGUCCAGUUAUGGAGGGUCCUGGGCCUGACAGGAGAGGACCUGGGGGUCCAGAUCUCAGGGAACCAGGGCCUGAAAGAAGAAGCCCAGCUAUGGAGGGUCCUGUGCCUGACAGGAGAGAGUCUGAAGAUCCAGAGUUCAGGGGACCAGGGCCUGAAAGCAGAGGCUUAUCUAUGGAGGGUCCUGGGUCUGACAGAAGAGGACCUGGAGGUCCAGAUUUCAGAGGGUCAUGGCCUGAGAGGAGAAGUUUAUCUAUGGAGGGUCCUGGGUCUGACAGGAGAGGACUUGGAGGUCCAGAUUUCAGAGAGCCAGGGCCUGAAAGGAGAAGUCCUGCUAUGGGUGGGCCGGAUCCUGACAAGAGACGUCCAGGAGAUCAAAACACUGAUGGACUGGGUCCUGACAGGAGAGGGCCAUAUGUGAGAGGUCCUGGGUCUGGCUUCACAGGACUGGGGCCUGAAAGAACUGGUCCAGGGAUGGAAGGUCCAGGGCCUCACAGUAGAGGAUGGGGAGGACCACAUUUCAGGGGUCCUGGGCCAGAAAGCGGACAACCAAAUAUUGAGGUCCCAGGGCCUGACAGGAGAGGUCCAGAAAUAAGAGGACCAAGGCCAGAAAGACCAGGUUCAGAUAUGGAGGGUCCAGGGCCCAACAGGAGAGUGCCAGGAGGUCCAGACAUGAUGAGACCAGGGCUUCAAUAUUCAGGUCCAAAUAGAGAGGGCCCAGGGCCUGACAGGAGAGGUCCAGAAGGUCCAAAUCUUAAAGGGCCUGGGCCAGAAAGAAGACCUCUAGAGAUGGAGGGAACAGGAAACAGCAGGAACUUUUCAGGAGGCCCACAGUUCAGGGUGCCUGAGCCAGAAAGAAGAUCUCCAGAUAUGGAGGGCCCAAAGUCUGAUUGGAGAGGUCCACACUUCAGAGGAGUGAGGCCUGAACAAAUUGUUAUGGAGGGUGCAGGGCCCGAUAGGCAACGUCCAAGAGGUCCAGAUUUUAGAGCACCAGGUUGGGAAAGUAGAGGUCCAGACAUAGAGAACCCAGGGCCUGGCAGACAAGAACCAGGAGACUCACGCUUCAGGGAGCCUGGGUCUGAAAGAAGAGGUCCAAAUAUGGAGGGCCCAGGACCAGAUUGGAGAAGAUCUGGUGGUCCAGAUUUUAGAGGCCCAGGCAUCAGGCAGAAAGGUCCAGAUACAGCAGGUCUAAGACAUAGAAGAGAUGACUGGGAAGGGGGUGACUUUAGAGGUUCAGAACCUGUCCAAGAGAGCCCAGAUAUAGAGGACCAAGGACCUUCAAGGCCUAGGAGGGGAAACAUUAGAGGACCAAGGCCAGACAUAAGCAGUCUAAAUCAGGAAGGCCGAUGGAAAGGGCCAGACUUCAGGGGCUCUGCACUUGAUGGGCGAGGCACAGACACAGAGGAACAAUGGUCUGAUGGAAGAGGGCACAAUAUAGAGGCUGUAGAAAAUGAAAGAGAAUGUUCAGUAGAUGAUUGGAAAAGACAUGGCAGCAGGGGUUCAGGCCGAAUUCACGAAGGUCCAGGUGAACAGGUUCAAGAACAUAGUAGGCAAGGUCCUUGUAGGGAAUGGAGAGGCCCUAAAAGCAGGGGGCCACGGCCCAUACAGGAAAGACCAAAUAUGCCAUUCCCAGGGCCUUUGAGAGGUCCAGGAGAUGAUUGGAGUGGUCCUGGUUGCAGUGGUCCAGGGCCUGUCCAAGGUGACUCAGAUAUGGUAUGUCCAAGGCCUGGUAGGGGAGGACCUGGAGAUGGAUGGAGAGAGCCUGAUAGAGGUAGUGCUGGGCCAAACAGAAGGGGGCGUGGACCAUUUUUCAGUGGGGAAAGAGAUCCAGACAAUAGAGGACAAGGCCAUGAUAGAAGAGGUCCAGACACGAGAGAACCAGGAUCAGAUAUGAGAGGGGGGAAUAUGGGGAAUGACUGGAGGCAGCCAGAAUUCAGAGGUAAUAUGAGGGGGCCAAACAUGGACGGGCCUGGGGUUUAUAGGGGAGUUCCAGACAGGAGAGGAUUUGAAAUGGAAGGUCUUGAUAGGAGGGGCCCCAGAGGUCCUGAUUUAAGAUGCCCAGGGCCUGAAGACAUAAAUUCAAACAUUGAAGGUCCAGGGACAGAUGGGAGGUUUUCAGAUUGUGGGGGAUCUGAGAGGCAAGGUGUAGACAUGGAAAGACCUGUAACAGGUAGACAAAGAUUUGAGCAUGAUUUUAGGAGGGAAGGCAGAGGUCCAUAUAUGAGAAGGCUAGGGCCUGGUAAAACGGAUAUUAGGGAGCCAGCACCUGAAAGUUCAGAUAUAAGACAUGGGCCUGGGAGGUGGGAUACAAACACCGAGGGCCCUGGGCCUGAUAGAAGAGGUCCAGACAUGAUGGGCCCAGGGUUAGACUCAAGGGGAUCGGAGCCAGCCAUGAAGGAUGACAUGCAAGGGUCAGAUAUAAGGGGCCCAAGGUAUGAGAGCAGAGGGCCAGACAUGACAGCAUCACCUCAUUUCAAUAGUCCUCAUGAAGUUGCCAUAUCCCAAGGCCCUAGUGAUCCACAAUCUGGACCAUACAAUGAACCCCUAGGUCUAGCUCAAAGCAGUGGAGGAAACUCAAGCCCCAGUCUACAAAAUCAGCAAGCAGUAAAGCCCCAGAGACUCAGAACUGCCUUACUUCCCACUCCAACAAGAGGUUUCAUACGCUUCCCAAAUCGUAUGAUCAACAAUCCUGAUGUCUUUAGCCCAAAACGAAAACAAAUAGGUCAUCCACCAGACAGGGAGCGAAGUAGAGAUAGACCAGUGAGUCAAGAACGAGAGUCGGUCAAACGGCAAAGACAGGAGCAGGAGAAAAGUCCUGCUGGUAAAAUAAGCACACCUGUAGAUGCAAGCACAGGGGAUGGAGAAGGAAAAAAGGAAGUGGGCAAUGACACUGAUCAAAAGGAUGCAGGUGUAGAAACUAAAAACAAUCAAAUUAUGGACAGUGAUGGAAAUAAAAGCAAUGUCCAGCCAAGUUAGACACAGGCUACAUGUCAACACAUGGACCCUUCAGGACAGUAAGACCGUCGAACUAGACCUGCAAGAAGGCUUAGUAUCAUCACAUUGAAUAGAGAUACCACAGCAUAACACACAUUGAAUGUAUUUUGUCUUAUUGAAAUUUCAACAAGAACUAUAGGCAAAGCCAUGUGAAAGAUCAGACAUUGUAGGUUGAUAUGGAAAUGGUCAGAAGUAUUUGAGUUAAUUAUGUUCUAGUGUGUCUUGUACUCAAAGAUGCAUUUUUUUUGUUAUUUGAUUAUGACUAAAUGGCUCUUUAAUGUAAUCAGUCACUUGUAAAUUCAACUUGAUGUGCAUUUCUAGUUGGAAAUUGAAAGAAAUGUUUUGUACAGAAAAUGUCCAGUUUUUUUUUUGUUUCUUUUUUUAAAACAUAGCCAUAGUAUAGCCUUGAUCUGGCUUUUAUGUUUGUCUGCUGAUAAAACAUGGCUUGUUUCAUUGUUCUUUUAGAAUGCAAGAGGACAAUAAAUGAUAGACAUUUUUUUAAAA
Molecule: messenger RNA, 12621 nt
Organism: Sebastes umbrosus (honeycomb rockfish)
Lineage: Eukaryota; Metazoa; Chordata; Actinopteri; Perciformes; Sebastidae
Exons: 17
Coding region: 499-12099 (3866 amino acids)
Biological process (GO): apoptotic signaling pathway; DNA-templated transcription
Cellular component (GO): nucleus
Source: RefSeq, a predicted model, not a curated record